AUGGGUCUGGGCUUUGUGGAGGUAGGGGCAGACAGGGAGACGGUAGCCUGUCCAGCCACCAGCCCUGCUCUCCAGGGCCCUUUCCCCCUGUGCUUUGGGCAGGUGCACACGUUGAGGGAGGAGAGGGCACAUAGCAUGAGUCGAGUACAGGAACUGGAGACGAGCUUGGCUGAACUAAGGAACCAGAUGGUGCCAUGGGAGGCAGAUACCAAGUUCUGGGGUCUCCAGCUGCAGCAGCAGCUACAAGCAGAGGCUGAGCACCUGUGGAAGGAGCUGGAGAGUGUGGCAGGACAGCUCCAGUGGGCCCACAUGCAAGACAAUGAGGGCUUGAAACGCCUGAACUGGGAGCAGGAGGAGAGGCUGCUGGAGCUGAGCUCUGAGGGGAGCAGGCGGAGGUACGCAGCACGUCAAGGAGGAGCUGCCAGAGAAGCUGGGACCUUCUCAUCAACCGAGAGCCUGCAACAACUCUCCCAACAGCUCAAUGGCGUUGCUUCUGAGUCAGCAACACGUAUCUAUGCGGAGGGUCCUGCAUCAUCUGCUACCUUGAAGGAUCUGGAGAGCAGAUACCAAGAGGUAACAGUCACCCUGGGCUCAAGUUAUAUAACAAUCAGUCAACUGAAUAAAACCAUCGAGUCAUUGGAAAAGCAAGAAAGCCAGCAAAACCAGGGAGCCCUAAAGAGGCAAUUACAGGUUCAAUCAGAAGAGGCCGAGGAUCUGGCCAGCCAUCUGCAGUAUUCCUGGAAGCAUGUGGGUGAGUUGCAACGGGAGCAGAGGAAGGCAGAUAGGUACAACAACCAGUUAACCGGAGACAGUGAUGCCCUCAGGCUGAAGUUAUACAAGAACAGCAACAGCAAUAAGGAGCUGAAGCAGGAGAACUCAGCUUUGGCAGAGCAGCUUCCAGUUGUACUGACUGAGAAGGCAGGGAUGCAGCGUAACUUGGAGGAGCUGAAAAAGAAACUAGAACUCACUGACCUCACGCUUCAACAGUUGUCUAGCUGGUGUGAAGGCCCUAAUGCUAAACAGCAGUUACAGCAGCCCAUGGAGGAAUGGGCACAGCUGGUCUACCUGGGGCAGGUGAUGGAGUGGCUGAAGUAUCUGCAAAUGGAGAGAGACCAGUAUGCCCAGUAUCUGCACGGAGAGAGUGCCAUGUGGUGGCAGAGGAUGCGGGAGAUGUCAGAGAAGCUGAACCCCCACCCCCGGAGGCCCCAGCAGGGCCCUCCGAGGUGGAGCAGCAGCUACAAACAGAGGCUGAGCACGUGCGGAAGGAGCCGGAGAAUCUGGCAGGACAGCUUUAAGCCCAAGUGGAAGAAAAUGAGGGCUUGAGUCUCCUGAACUGGGAGCAGGAGGAGAGGUUGCUGGAACAGGAGGAGAGGUUGCUGGAACAGGAGGAGAGGCUGCUGGAGCAGGA
This is a messenger RNA of Cercocebus atys (sooty mangabey), 1408 nucleotides long. RefSeq names its product golgin subfamily A member 2-like. Gene Ontology annotation, biological process: Golgi organization; spindle assembly. The record is from RefSeq and is a predicted model, not a curated record. NCBI's taxonomy places the organism in Eukaryota, Metazoa, Chordata, Mammalia, Primates, Cercopithecidae. Gene Ontology annotation, cellular component: Golgi cisterna membrane; cis-Golgi network; Golgi apparatus.